This is a messenger RNA of Emiliania huxleyi CCMP1516, 1323 nucleotides long. RefSeq lists its product as hypothetical. Gene Ontology annotation, cellular component: cytoplasm; cytosol. Gene Ontology annotation, molecular function: acyltransferase activity, transferring groups other than amino-acyl groups; phosphatase activity. The coding region runs from base 1 to 1323 and encodes 440 amino acids. The record is from RefSeq and is a predicted model, not a curated record. The transcript has a single exon. Lineage: Eukaryota; Haptophyta; Isochrysidales; Noelaerhabdaceae.
AUGCCUCUGCUCCAGCUGGUCCGGCACGCCGAGUCGGCCAACAACGCGCUCUACAACGAGAUCAUCUCCGAGUGUGGUGGAGCCGCGGCGGUGGCCUCCGACCCGAGCCUGCAGCGGCGCGUCGACGAGGAGGAGGCAAGGCGGCGGUCGAGCGACCCGCCACUCUCCGCGCGUGGCCUCGAGCAGGCUGCGCGGGUCGGUGAGCACCUCGCGGGAGAGAAUCUCGACUGCGCAUCGACGCUGCUGGUCUGCUCGCCGAUGCGUCGGGCCCUGCUCACCGCCGCGCCGAUUGCCCGCGGGCUCAAGGGUGCUGGUGUCGCCAACCUGCGCGUGGAGUGUCAUGCGCAGUACUUUGAGGCUGGCGGCUGCCACGAAGGCGGCCGAGCGUUGCCCGGCCGCACGUUCCAACAGAUCUGCGGCGAUCACCCGCUGGAUUUCGACGCGGCCGAGUGCUUUCCAUCGCCAGACCGUGGCUGGUACUCGGCUGCCGGCGCGCCAGAAUCCGACGCGCAACCGCGAGCGGAGCGCAUGUGCCUGUGGAUCACCGAGCGGCUCGCGGCGCUGCCCGACACAGGACGCGUCAUCAUGGUUGGCCACGGCGCCUUCAUGGCGCGGUUGCUCGCCCGCCUCGUGGGCUUGCCGUGCGCGGGCGCCGCGGCCCUCUUUGUCCAUGCAAACACGGGCGUGAGCACGCUGCGGCUCGUGCGCCGCAAGGGCAGCUUCCUGGUGCUCGGCCUCAACCAGACGCCACACCUCACGCCGCAGCUGCUGACGGGCGCACACCCGGCGGAGGACGGCUGGGCGGCUGCGCUGCGGGCGCCAGCGUGGGUCGUCCGACGGUACGGCCCCGAGGCAGUGGGAUGCUACCCGAUGCCGACGGGCCUGCGCCGGCAGCUGUUGGAGGCGCGCCGCCGUCUGCUCUGGGCGCACGAGAGCGGCGUGGGGGCGAGCGCGUACGAGGAGAGCGACGCGCGAUCCGUCACGUUUGUGUGCGUGCUCGAGGGGAGUGAGACGCCGGCGGGGCAGGUGCAAUACGACCCCUCGACGCGGCGGCUGCGGCAGAUGGUCGUGCUGCCGCAGUUUCGCAAGCUAGGCAUCGGCUGCGCGCUUGUGCGGGCGGUGGCGAGCAUUCAUGCGGAGAAGGUGGCGGGCGGGUCCGUCAACGGGCCCGGCGCCGAGGGCGACGCCUCGCCGCCGCUGCGCGUGCACGCGUGGCAGCGCAGCGAGGCGUUCUACACGCGGUGCGGCUUUGCGCGCGAGGGCGACCCGUACGAGAGCAACGGCGUGAGGUGCGUCCGGAUGGCGUACGCAACGCUCGAGUGA